AAAGCAGGAAGAUCUGGAGUUUGAGGAUAACCAGGGCUACAUGAGACUCUACAAAAAACAGCAAGGAGAAGUGGAGGAAGUCCAUACAGUAGUAGCACCCUACCAGCCACAGAAGGAGCCUCCCCACCAAGCUCACCCAGUUCUUAGAAAUGAGACCAAACUGGGCCUUUAUGUUAAAGGACAAUUCAAACCAUGAAAACGAUGACUAGUCGUAAGUCACUGUGGGUGCUGCUGUUUAUAGUUAUCUUCUGGGUCUCGUUUACAGUUUUCAGAAACCCAUCGAAGAUAUGGCUUCAGUUCAAGUUCCCUGUGUCCUUCAGUCGCUGGAAUUUGGUCACGACAUCCUCAUGCCCUACAGUGCCUCUGAACCUACCAGUUUUACCAAAAGAGACAGAGCUGAGAGUCAGGGAGGUCCUGGAGAAACUAGACAAACAGAUCCCUCCCAGACCUUUCACCCACCUCAACAACACCACCAGUGCCACACACAGCACAGCCACCAUCCUCAACCCUCAAGACACUUACUGCAUGGGGGACAAACUGGAUGUGCUGUUGGAAGCUAGGGACCACCUGGGACGCAGGAAGGAGUAUGGUGGGGACUUCCUGAGGGCCAGGAUGUCCUCCCCAGCCCUGAAGGCAGGAGCUUCUGGAAAGGUGACAGACUUCAACAAUGGCACCUACCUUGUCAGCUUCAUUCUGUUCUGGGAGGGCCCGGUCUCCCUGUCUAUCCUGCUCAUCCAUCCCAGUGAAGGAGUGUCAGCUCUCUGGAGAGCAAGAAAACAGGGCUACGACAGAAUCAUCUUCACUGGCUGGUUUGUAAAUGGAACCUCUCAGGUCCACACUGAUUGUGCCUUGGUUCUAAACUCAAGUGUCGAGCUGUGCCAAUAUCUGGAUGCCCAGGACCAAGAAGUGUUCUACUGUGUGAAGCCUCCAAAUGUACCCUGUGCAGCUCUUACCCAUAUGCAAUCAAAAAACAAGGAAGUUUCCUAUCUUAGGCAGCAAGAGAGGAGCCUCUUUGAAAGGUCAAAUAUAGGUGUGGAGAUUAUGGGAAAAUCCAAUGUGAUUAGUGUCUCCAAAUGCAACAAAGAAGCUGUUCCAGCAAAAGAGAGAUGCAAGCUGGGGAAGGUGUCUACAAUCCCCAGUGGGCAUGUCUGGAAGAACAUGUGGAACCCAGUCUCCUGUAGUUUGGCUCCAAUCAAAAUGAAAGAAUGCCUGAGAGGAAAAUUCAUCUAUCUGAUGGGUGAUUCCACAAUCCGCCAGUGGAUGGAAUACUUCAAAAGCAGUAUCAACACACUGAGGUCUGUGGAUCUGCAUGAGACUGGAAAAUUGCAACAACAGCUCGCUGUGGACUUGGAAGACAAAAUCAACAUCCAGUGGAAAAAACAUGGUUACCCCCUUAUUGGGUCAUUGGUCUACUCUGUCAAAGAGAUGGAAUAUAUUGCACGGAUAAUUGACAGAACUGGAGGAGAGAAAAACACAGUCAUUGUCAUUUCUCUGGGUCAACAUUUCAGACCUUUCCCCAUUGACCUUUUCAUCCGAAGAGCCCUCAAUGUCCACAAGGCUCUUCAGCGUCUUCUCCUGAGAAGCCCAGACACUAUGGUUGUCCUCAAAACAGAAAACAUCAGAGAGAUGAACAGUGACGUGGAAAGAUUUAGUGACUUCAAUGGUUACACCCAGUACCUUGCCUUAAAAGAUAUUUUCCAGGAUCUCAAUGUGGGUGUCAUUGAUGCCUGGGAUAUGACAAUUGCAUAUGGUACAAAUGAUGUCCAUCCACCACAGCAUGUGGUUGGAAGUCAAAUUAAUAUAUUCUUAAAUUAUAUUUGCUAGCAAACACAUACCUCUGAAAGUCACUCAUUGAAGUUCAAAGAUGCAGUGAAUUCUGCUGGCGUGUCAGGUACUAGGAUGUCCCAGUUAGCUCAAGGACAUAGUCUGCACUGUGGUCCAUGUGAUCCACCCAGUUCAGCCUGAGUAGGCCCUAGACUGGGCUUCUGCUUCAAGUUGAAUCUCAAAAGAAUCAAUAGAUGGUCCUCCCUUUUCUGAUCAGAGCCAUGCUGUUCUUCACCAAUUAGAAGUUAGGAUUCCCUUGGGUGAGACCUUCUCCCUGUUGCUCUGAGUCCAGGAAAAUGAAGUAAUUUUGUAUAACAUUUUUAAAGGUCUUUUAUUCAAUCUGUAAAUGUUUUUGUUGAGACUUUUUACAACCAUGUUCAUAAGGGAAAUUGUUCUCUACUAUUGUCUUGGUUGCGUCUCAAAGUUUGACAUCAGGACAAUACAGACUUCAGAGUAUGUGUUUGAUAGUAUUUCUUCUGUUUGUGAUUAGUGGAAGGGUCUGAGAAGUGUUGAUUAGGUUUUCUUUAAAAGUUCAUAGUAUUCAGUAGUGAAUCUAUCCAGGCCUGAACUUCUCUUUGGAGAGAGACCUUUAAUUAUUGUUUCAAUCUCAUUGCUUAUUAUGGGUCUGUUUAAAUUGUUUCUCAUUCCUAGGUUUAGUUUUGAUAGACCAUAUACAUUUAGAAAUUUUUCUUUCUUCUAGGCUUUCCAGAUUUUUGGAAUAUAAGAUUUUGUAUCAACCAAAACAAAGUAUGCAUGGAAACACUACCAUGAAACCUAGUAUUUUGUAAUUUUAGAAUAAAAAUAAAAUAAAAUUUUUAUAUGAAAAACAUAUUAAAAUAGGAAUGAAUAAUGGAAAAUAUUUUAGUGAAUUUU
This is a messenger RNA of Onychomys torridus (southern grasshopper mouse), 2697 nucleotides long. Its product is annotated as NXPE family member 4. The coding region runs from base 193 to 1824 and encodes 543 amino acids. Lineage: Eukaryota; Metazoa; Chordata; Mammalia; Rodentia; Cricetidae. The transcript is spliced from 7 exons. The record is from RefSeq and is a predicted model, not a curated record.